GUCCUUUGGCGAUCUUUUAAAUUCCCUAGAAUUGAAGAUGAUUUUUUUAUACCUAAUGCUUGGAUGUUUAUAUUAGGACUUUACAUUUGAUGUAAAAUUCAGAUUAAAUUGAAAUAAUUUUUUUCUACAAAAAAGAAGGUAAGAAAGAAGGUGAAGAAGAACAAUUAUGUCGAGUGGUGGAGCAGCUAGUGUAGUCACAAUGAAAGCAACAGCUGCCUUUCCACAGGCUAAUUCACAAGCACAGAAACAACAUUCCCAAAAUAAUUUACAAUUAACUAAUGCAACAUUUGAUCAACAAAUUCAACUGCAACAACAACAACAACAGCAGCAACAACAACAACACUUACUCCAACAACAACAACAGCAGCAGCAACAACAGUUACAACAACACAAUCAAAAUCAACACUCCGCCCAGCUGCAUCGAUUAUCUCAGCCUCAUUUAUCCUCACCUAUACAUCCAGCUCAAUCGGUUGCUCAGAAUGUUGUUACUGGUCAUCCUACGCAUCCAAGUGUCUUCCCAAAUGCUGAAUUCUUUCAAACUUUACAACAGACAGCAGCAGCUGCCGCCCUGCCCACAGUACUCCCGUAUGAUCAAUCACAGUAUAUUGGACAGUUAAUGUAUUUCCCAUAUCCGACAGCUGCAGCAGCGGCUAAUGGAUUGUUUAGCGCUGCACAGACCACUGAUAAUCAUCAUAUGUCAUCCACGCCUGGUUCACAGGCGACAAUUAUUAAUCAAGCAUCGUGUAAUGCUGCUGCUGCAGGACAAUUAUUAACUGGUGGAAUUGUCUCUGCAACACCCGGAGGAAUGAUGACACUGAAUAAUGCUGCUGCUGCUGCUGCUGUGAAUGCUUCUAAUCAAAUGAAUAAUGCUAAUCAUUUGUUUGCUUCUAGUGCUGGUAUAGUCGGUAUAGGAGCAACAGCAGUAUCAGGUCAGAAUACUGUUUCAGUUAGUGGUAAUUCAGUAGCAUCAGCGUCUUUAGCUCCUUUAUUUACAACUGCUCAUUUUUAUCCACAUCAUACACAACAGACAAAUCAACAACAGCAACAGCAACAACAACAACUUCAAUUACAACAUCAAUUACAACAACACCAACAACAACAACAGCAGCAGCAACACCAACAACAGCAACAACACCAACAUCCACAUACUUCUGUACAUAUGCAGCAUGUUCAAUCACUUGCAGGUCAUGCAGGUAUUCAUUUACAACAGCAACAUCAACAACAACAACAAUCAGCUGCUACCACUGUUCUACUGCCUAGUUCUGUUUCCUCUGCCUCCCAGUUAACUAUGCUCUCCUCACAACAACAACAAAAUCAUCAACCGGUGCAUAAUAAUAAUAAUAAUAAUGAAAAUUUACAAAAAUCUGAAGAAAAACUACAAGCCACACCAGCGCAUACACCACAGAAACAAGGUGAUCAAGAAUUAAUGUCCCAAUCGAAUCAAUUAGGUACACCAUCACAAGGGAAUAAUAGUAGUUUAGAUGCUAGUUCAACAACAGUUAAACGUGAUAAUAAUGGUACAGGACAUUUUGUAUGUGGUGUAUGUGGUCGAGAAUUUGGUAUGCGAUGUCGUCUUAUUGCUCAUACUCGACGCCAUACCGGUGAACGUCCAUUUCCCUGUGCUGACUGUGGAAGAGCUUUUUCAGAUCGAGGUAAUUUACAACGUCAUCGGUAUACACAUUCAAGUCAGCCCAGAUUCCAUUGUACAGUUUGUGGCAAAUCUUUUCGUCAAGCUUCAUGUUUAUCAAAUCAUCGACGUUUUCAUUGUGCUGGUGCUACUGGCAGACCAUGUCCUUUCUGUCAACGGUCUUUCCGUUCAUCAUCCAGUCUACAAAUGCAUAUUCGAUGGAAACAUCGAGCUGAUGCUGCUGCAGCAGUGGCCGCUGCGGCUGCAGCUGCUGCUGCCAGUGGAUCAUCUUCCCUAUCAGAAGCGUUUACACACUUGCCUGGAUUAACUACAUCGUAUGUUCAAACAGCAACGGUGAAUGGAAUUCCAACAAUGUCCUUGAAUGGAAGUAAUCUUGACCUUGAGAAUACAACUCUUCUGUCUUCCGUAUCUAUAGCCUCAUCAAAUAUGAAUAAUGUUACUGGUUUAAUGGCUCCUAUCACUAGUAAUAGUGGUGUUAGAAUGGAUUCUUUAUUGGGGGGAACAAUGAAUAUUGGAUCACCGAAUAAACGAAAAUGGCGUCGAAAAUCCAAACCGAAACAAGCACAAAAUGCUUUUGGCAAAUUGACUGGUGAUGGAUUGAAUAUCUUGGCUGGUAUCAAUUUAAGUGAAGGCAUUGAUGUGAAUGCUGCUGCAGCGGCAGCAGGAGCAGCUGCAGCUGCUAUCGGUGGUCCUGUCCCAUUGGAUCGUAAAGGUCGACCGUGUAACUACCCGUGUCCAGCAUGUCCACGUCGUUUUGCUUUCCAAUGUCGUCUUGCCGCCCAUCUUCGAUGUCAUACAAAUAUUCGACCGUUUAUCUGCAUUGAUUGUGGUCGUGCAUUCACUCAACGCGGUUAUCUAGUUCGUCAUGCAGCUGUACAUAAAUUGGAUAGACCAUUCUCCUGUGGAUUAUGCGAUCGAUCCUAUAAACAUUAUGGUUCAUUGGUGAAUCAUCGAAGGACACAUAGUAAAAAUAAUUCAUUAAAUUUAAAUAAUAUAAAUCUUUUAUCCAACCUUGGAACAAUCACUUCCAGUUUAGAAGAGGUAGUCAGUAAUGCAUUGGAUGCAGGGCAUAAAACAGACACAUCGGAUGCCAUGGGUGGUGGGGGCGUCGGUGGCAAUAAUGGAGGUGGUGGUACUACAACAAUCACUCUAUUACCUGUGAGUAAAGUUGAAGAAAUUCUACCAAACGAUUUGAAUAGCUCAACAUUACAACAAGUCUGUCUAACCGAUUCACAACAACAACAACAGCAACAUGAUUGUGAACAGGUAUCUUCGCAUCAGUUGACAGCAACAGCUGUUUGGCCAAUUCUCGCCACUACAGGCGGCGGCGGCGGUGGUGGAAUGAUGAAUCAUCUUUCACAAGGUCAAUUAAUUCAAUCACCUGGACAACAACAAUCACGACAAGGUGGUGGUAUUGUGUCUGGUGGUUCACACUUUUCUACAAUCACUAUUUCACCGACAACACAAAUAGUUCAAGCGACAUCAGGUCAACUACAUCAAUCCUUAGUCCCCGCAUCAUCAUCGUCAUCAUUAUCUCAACAUCAGCUCCAGUUGAUUGCUGCAUCGACUAGACCUCAGACAAUUAGUUCUACUACUGGUGGCGGUGUCAAUACAACUUCAACAUUUGUAACCACUCUACCAGUAUUCAAUGGUCCAUCACAGAAUGGUAAUAAUAAUAAUAAUAUUAAUACUGCUGUGACUACAACUACUUCGAAUAAUAAUAAUAGUAAUAUGAGUGAAACAGAUCGAUCACUUAGUAAUAGUAAUAAUAAUAAUAAUAAUGGUCAAUUAACCUCAUCACAUUCACAUCAUCAUCAACAACAACAACAAUUUCAUUGUCCAGUUAGUACACUGGCAGAUUCUUCUUCACAGCAGCAGCAGCAUCAUUUACAACUUUCACAACAGCAACAGCAGCAGCAACACAAUCAAAAUCCACCUCAAACACAGAGUAAUAAUUCAUCGGGGACUGGUGGCGGCGGCGAUUCAAACAACGGUAAUAAUAACAAUAAUAAUAAUAAUAAUAGUAGUAAUAGUAGUAGUAACAAUGUUAAUAAUACCGCUCCUGUAUUACACGUUCUACAACCCUCUCCAAGCAUUUUCUUCUCACCGUAUUAUCUACCACAUUCGGCAGCAUCUCAAAUGUAAAAAAAGUACACGGAAUCAGAAGAAGUAUGUGUGUGUAUGUGCGUGCGUGCGUAGGUGCGUACGCGUGUGUGUG
Molecule: messenger RNA, 3866 nt
Organism: Trichobilharzia szidati
Lineage: Eukaryota; Metazoa; Platyhelminthes; Trematoda; Strigeidida; Schistosomatidae
Source: the annotation of a GenBank genome assembly